Molecule: messenger RNA, 6756 nt
Organism: Pogoniulus pusillus (Red-fronted tinkerbird)
Lineage: Eukaryota; Metazoa; Chordata; Aves; Piciformes; Lybiidae
Product: phosphatidylinositol-binding clathrin assembly protein-like
Exons: 22
Coding region: 364-2415 (683 amino acids)
Biological process (GO): clathrin coat assembly; clathrin-dependent endocytosis; synaptic vesicle budding from presynaptic endocytic zone membrane
Cellular component (GO): synaptic vesicle; extrinsic component of presynaptic endocytic zone membrane; clathrin-coated pit
Molecular function (GO): 1-phosphatidylinositol binding; phosphatidylinositol-4,5-bisphosphate binding; SNARE binding
Source: RefSeq, a predicted model, not a curated record
GCGGUCAGCUGAUGCCGCCGCCGCCACGGCCGCCGCCAUUUUGUCUGGGAGUGUAAAUGUGAAAGGGAAAGCCGAGCGCAGCCUGCGGGAGGAGGCAGAGCUGAGCGGGGCCGGGAGCUGAGGGCUCGCCGCUGCACCGCAGAGCUGCGGGAAGAGCUCCCUUAGCGGCGGUCGAGAGAACCCGGCGAGGCGGAGCCCGGAGAGGACUCACCCGGUGGCUCUCGCCGGCGUCGCAUCGGGAGGAGUUGCCGGCGUCUUUUCUCCGGGCAAGCUACGCUGGUCCCCCGGCCGCGGGGGAGUUGCUGCCCCGACCUUGCUCGCCGCGGCGGGUCCGCGGGGUGAGCCGCUGCCAGGGCCGCGCUGAUGAUGUCGGGGCAGUCGAUCACCGACCGCAUCACGGCGGCGCAGCACAGCGUCACCGGCUCGGCCGUCGCCAAAGCUGUCUGCAAGGCGACGACCCACGAGGUGAUGGGCCCCAAAAAGAAGCACCUAGACUAUCUCAUACAGUGCACAAAUGAAAUGAAUGUGAAUAUUCCACAGCUGGCAGACACACUCUUUGAGAGAACUGCGAACAGUAGCUGGGUUGUAGUCUUCAAAGCUCUAAUUACAACACACCACCUCAUGAUGUAUGGAAACGAGCGCUUUAUCCAGUAUCUUGCAUCCCGAAACACUCUGUUCAAUUUAAAUAACUACCUGGACAAAAGUGCCAUGCAAGGCUAUGAUAUGUCUACCUUCAUUAGGAGAUACAGUAGAUACUUGAAUGAAAAAGCACUUUCAUAUAGACUUGUAGCAGUUGACUUCACCAAAAUGAAAAGAGGGAUAGAUGGAGUGAUGAGAACCAUGAAUGCUGAAAAGCUGCUGAAAACCCUCCCAAUCAUACAGAACCAGCUUGAUGCACUCCUUGAUUUUGAUGCAAAUCCAAAUGAACUAACAAAUGGUGUUAUAAAUGCUGCCUUCAUGCUCCUCUUUAAGGAUUCCAUUAGACUUUUUGCAGCAUACAAUGAGGGGAUUAUUAAUCUUUUAGAAAGAUAUUUUGAUAUGAAGAAGAACCAGUGCAAAGAAGGCUUGGAUAUUUACAAAAAAUUUCUAGCCAGAAUGACCAAAUUGUCAGAAUUUCUCAAAGUAGCAGAGCAAGUUGGAAUUGAUCAGGGUGACAUUCCAGAUCUUACUCAGGCACCUAGCAGCUUGCUUGAAGCACUGGAACAGCAUUUGGCUUCUGUGGAGGGAAAGAAAACAAAAGAAGUCUCUGCUGCCAGCAGAGCUAGUGCCCUAUCAAGUGCUGUUUCCACACUUGCCAAUACAGGAAUGUCAUUUAGCAGGAUGGAUGAAAAAGAAAAGCAGCAGGCAUUGGAGGAGGAGCAAGCUAGACUGCAGGCACUUAAGGAGCAGCGAUUAAGAGAGAUUUCUGUAGUAUCAAAUUCCACUUCCACAUCAGCAUCCCCAAGCACCUUGUCAGGAAAAAGUGUGAAUACCACUGUAGCUGUUGACCUCUUUGCAGUACCAGCACCCACAACGAAUAGCAUGCCCAACCUUUCUAGUGAUCUCUUUGAUCUUCAGCCUACAUUUGUUCCAACUGUUCAGAGUACUCCAGCUAUAUCAACAUCAGCAAGCAGUGCUUGGGGAGGUCCUUUCUCGUCCUCAAAUGGUUGUGUUGGUUCUCCACCUCAUCUGGACAUCUUUGACAUGAAGCCAGUUGAAGAAGCUGUAAAAUCUACCACCCCUUUCAUCAAUUCUACUUUUUCCUCCAAACAAACGGUGGAGCUGUUUAGUGAUGACUUUAGUGGUCAUAAACCUACAUAUGCUUCUGUGUAUCAUCCUGUGACUCUUGAUGGUUUUCCUCUUCAUUCAGCCCCUCCAAGUACCACCUCUUCAACAAUUAAUGUGGACUUCGAUGCUGUUUUUGGAGGAAAGUCUACAGCACCAGAGUACAGGGCUACAAACGAUGAUGUAUUGCAACCCACGGUACCGCUACAGAGUCAAAGAGCUGCUUCAGUCAACCAACAGAGUGGAAAAAUUUUGGCAGAUGACCUUGAUUCUUCACUUGCUAAUCUGGUAGGAAAUCUUGGCUUUGGAGGAACUCCAUCCAAAAAAUCAGAUAUGCAGUGGACCCAGCCUGCAGAGAAAAAACUUACUGGUGGAACAAACUGGCAAGCAAAAACAAGCACAUCGACCACGUGGAGCCCCACUCCCUUACCUACUAUCCCACACAGGAAUGGAGUGCACUAUCCUGCAUAUGUACCUGCUCCUAUUACAUACCCGUUGACUACACCUCAAGUGCCUGUUUAUGGAAUGGUACCUCCUCAGGUUGGAACUGCUCCUUUGAUGGCACCUCAGUCAAUGAUGUAUACACAGCCUGGUCUAAGGCCAACAAAUCCUUUUGCACCUGUUUCUGAAACUCAGAUUCAGUUUCUGUAGAGCCACCAAAGCAGCAAGAUGUGAGAACAACCAAAUACCGGUCAAAAAAAAAAAGACUGAAAUCCAAUCUUUCCAUGAUGUAUUCCUGAACAGGGCAACUCCUUCCCUGUAUAAUACAAUGUUAUUUUUAAUGGCAAUGCUUUAGAGAUUCUUGUUUAUAACAGUCACUGCAGUGUGAAGUCAUGUUUUCUCACUGACUUAGUUUGGGGUUUUUAACUAUUCGACAGGAAACUAAUGUACUGAGCUUGACUCAGAGUGCAAGCUGGAUUAUCAUCUUCAAAGCUGAGAAGAGGGGUUACAUGAUUGCUGUACAACCUUAUUCAUCAGUGGAUACCUUAGGAUUUUAACUGAGGAUGUCAAAGCUAUUUAUUUUCUCCAUAAAUUCUGUGGCUGUUGUAACCAAGACACAAAACAAAUGAAGUUGAGCAAUAAAAUUUUUAUGUGCUCUAAUAAAUAGUCUGAUAGAGCAAUGCUUGCUAUUAUAAGGCCAAUAUGGUGUGAAAUCAGACAGCUUUUUCACAUUAGAUUAGCUUUUAGUAAUUUGCAGUCUUUAUAAUGUGAGUUUCAAAUGCUGUGAAUCAAGAAGAUAUAUACAUAUUGUGCAUAUAUGUGUAUAGUAAAAAUAAUAAAUUGCUCCAUUGGUAUGUCAGUGUUAUGUGGCUGGUUGAAAGAGCCAGGCUCUGACGGGGACUGAAAGUCUGUGCUGGAGUAGGGGUAGCGUGUUACAGAACAGCAUGUGCAGCCUUCAGCAAGUGACAGUAACUGCACUUCCAUCCAGUCUCUUCUUUGCAGGCAGCAUCUUUCCUAGCUCAAGGAGGAACAGCUUUCAGAGCCAGUCAACAUCAGUAUCCCCAGCAGCAGCAAAUGGGCAAUUUUCAGAAUCUUGUUGCUGACUAAAAGGCAAGAGAACUUUUUGUUUGGUUGGUUUUGUUGAAGUCCAUUAGGUCAAAAGAAGCAAACCUUGCCAUAGCACUGGCACUUCUGAACUAGCAACUACACUGGGGUUAUCCAGCUGUAGAGAAUAGCCUGUGUUGCUGCUCUGAGGUAAGAGCUGGGUUGUAAACCAUAUAAAAGGUAUUAUUUUUAAGUGUGUAAAUAUGUGCAGACUUUCAGAUAAUCUUUUUUUUUAAUGCUACAGUAAUCUUUCUUCUGUAGUAAUUUCAAAGUAGAAAUGCUAUGUUGAGAAAUAUGGACUCUUUGAGAGGAAACUUUUGAAUCAACUAAUUUAUGAAAUAGGCUAUUCAUGAUGGGUCAGAUGUGUACUGACUUCUGGCACGGUUUUUUGUAUUUAACAUUCUUCCUCUAGAGCUGAAAUUGGCUGUGAAAAUGCCUUAUCUUGUAUUAUUCAAUGUCUGAUAAAAAAGUUAUAGCAUUUAAAAAAAACCCAAACUGUUGACAUCAAGUAAAUGAAUUUAGGAGCAACCUUUCUUCUAGAACUGUUGUGGCAGAAUACAAUGAAAAGGUCUCCUGUAAAAUUACUUAUACUAAUGACUAGUGUUAAAGUUGAGUUUUUGAGAAAUGCAGUGAUUUUCUAUUGUCACAAUAGACAUCCAGAACAGCAUGUCUUUUAUCUUCUGGGGGUCUAUAAUUGCAGAAAUGUCUCUGACCCUUGCUAAAAAUGCAUAUAGGCCUGAGAAUCUUGUCAAACUGUCCUGCAGAGAACUUCCAAAACACAGCACUUUCCUCACAAUGGGAACAAGCCUUUGAAGUGCUUAAUUCUGUCCAAAGAGUACUGAAGUUGUAUUUCUUAACCCUAUGGAAAUACCUUUUUUUUUUUUUGCCAAGUGAAACAACUCAAUCCCCCCCCCCCCCCCCCCAACUAAAAACCACCCCUUGGAAUCUGUAAUCACUAACUUCAUUGCAGAAAUUUAAAACAGCAUUUCCAAAUGUGUAUUGAUUUGAUUUGUUUUUUAAAGAAUUUGAACUGACAUUCAUCUAUUUCAUGUUCACAUUUUAAUUACAAAGGGCUUCAAGCUUUAAUCCACCUUUAUUGGGUUGAACAAUUGUACAGUUUUAAGCCAGUGAGUUCUUCAGUGCCUAUAGUUCCCCUCCACCUGAUGAGGGAAUAGAUGCCAUUUUAGAGUGGGUCGUUGUGUUGAGGAGACUGUUGAUUUCAGAAACCAUGGAUUCCAUUAAUUUACUCAGCAUUGAUAAGUCUCAAGUUCAAAUUAGACCAGUACCUGUAGUAGUAACUGUCUGGGCAUUAAUGACAGAGUGCUAGAGUCAGGCAGCUUCUAGCACUGUAAGCUGUUAGGUCUCUUUCUCAUACUGAUUUGUGUAAGUAACAAGCAGCUAAUCUUAAUAAAAUAUGCAAAUAAAUGCCUGGCAAACAGUAUGUAUUUGUUAUACCUUCAUUGCAGAGCAUUCCGAAUACCUGGAAUGUACUUGGCUCAGAAGUGGAUUUAGUACUAGGUAUAGUUUGCACUAUUUAUGACUUGCUGUGGAUUUUUUUUAAGUUUUUGGUAGGCUUUCUUGUAGCAAAGCUGUCUGAUAGCAAUUUAUAUACUAUCAAAAAAGGAGAAACAGCCACAAAGUACAUCCUAAAACUUUAUAAACUGUGUUCUUUUUAGUCUUGUUCCUAAUGUUUGAUACAUAAAAACACAGCUGUCAAGAGUUACCCUUAUGAGAAGAUUGCUUUACACACUUCUCUCCGCACAAAGUGCGCAGGAGCACUUUUUGCCAACCCCUUCCUUGUGUGUUUACUGGAAUACCUAAAAUGGCAGAGUUCUAAGUGUGUUAAAUAACAUUGUUCAUACAAUAGAAGUGAAAAGCAAGGCCUUCAGGAUGCUGUUAAGGCUUUUAUUGCUGAGACCUUAUUCUCCAAAAACCACUUUGGAGACAAAGGUUGUUCUUGAGGGUAACUGCAAUAGCCUGCAACAGUUGCAAAUGGUAAUUGUGACAAGUAAAACACUGAAGAGAGAUGUAUAUAAGUGUGACUUGCCCUUUUGUUUCCUUCCAACUUACUUGCUCAGAAUCCUGUUCUGAAAAUGCCAGAAAGCAAGUAACUCCUUGUUUGUCCAGACAGGAGGAGGACUUGAAGUAUGCUGUGCAUUUUGCAUUGUUGUGUUUCAGAGGGUCAUUCAAGCCUAACUGUUGGGACUUUGUGCUGCUGCAGGGAGGCUGUCUAUCAUGGGACGUACUGUAUCAGAACUUUGGGGGGCAUGUGGAAAGGUCAAUCACGUUAGGCCUGUUGGACUUGAACGUGUACCUCUUUUUAAACAGCUGGGGUUUUCUAAUGUUCUUUAGAUACAGUUUGAAUGACCUUGUUUUUUAUUUUGGAGAUGUACUAGAGAAAUCUCAGUUCUGUGCAUAUAGUGGUGGAAUACUUGUAGGUAAAAACUUUAAAAAGCUAAAUGCAACCAAGGCCCAACAAAACCUCUGACUAUGUGCUUGAAUACAGGGUGUUUCCCCAUCUGGGUUUUUGGAUGUGUGGCAGGGCGGGUGGGGUUACAUUAGAGUAGUACGCACUGUGGAUCGGUGCUGAAUUUGUACAUAAAAAGGAAAACUUCUGUUUUGGGUAGUUUGUAUUGUAAGGACAACAUCUAAAGGCACUGUGUAUCAGUCAUUUAUUUCCAUUAAAAAAGACUAUAUUUUUGAGCAAUGGAAACUGUACAUGUUAUCAUUUAUACAUUAUGGAUAGCUAGGACUAGAGAAACCCUGUUGCUAUUACUCCGAAGCUGUACCUGACUUGUCAUUGAUAUACUGCAUCACUACUUUGUGCAGAUCCUCAUGAUCAUUUACUUAAGGAGAUUGUAGUAAUUGGUAGAGUUACAACAGGAAUUGUAACAUCAGAUCAUUAAGUCUAUUUCAAAUGUGUAUCAUUGUGAUUAAGUUUAAUUUCUUACCAAAUGUUUGGCUGGAAUUUCAUCUUGGAGCAAUGACAAAAUAGGUGCUGGAACAGAUUUGCCUCACCCCCACCCACACUUUAUUUAUUUAAUAGGUCUUGUUUUGUAUGUUAUGUGGUUUUUCCUCCCCCAUAACAGGUUUGUGCCUUUUAUUGGAUAUUUAUUUAAAAGAAGCUACUACAAUUUAGGUUGUUCAGGCUUUUUUUCAGAUGUAUUCUUGUAUAGCUGUUCCUUUGUAUGAGUUCCUUCAUUUUAUAAGAAUACAGAAUGUGUGGAAAAUACACUGUCCACAAACUGGAAAAUUUUGAGGGUUUCUGUUCUAUGAAUUAAUAAUUUUUUAAAAAGAAGCCUAAGCACAAGACUGGCUGUGUUGAUAUUUUAAUUGUGGAACUUUGCGAUUUGUUAAUACACAAACUGUUUGUUUUUUUAAGAACUGCUCAUAUCCAAUUAUUUGAUUAAACAAGUUUUGGAUAAAAAUAAACUUUGGCACAUGCAA